CUCUUUCCAGACAUUCCUUCACUGAACGUCAAAGAGUGAAGGCACGAGUCAUAUCGUUGUGUUACAAAGACAAGGUUUAUAAGUUAAAAUACUUGUCACUUCUCAAACCGAGUGUUGGAAAAGCAGCAUAGAUAGCCUGGUUCCAGUGGGAGCUGGAUUGCUGUGUUUUGUGCUGCUGAGAACUUCAAUUGGUUUUUUGUAUGAUCCUGAAGUCUGGUUCCAAACUGGACUUGAGUUAUGAUGGCGAGCCAGUCCCAGUGAGUGAGAGUCUGCGGAGAGGGAGCGUUUGGAUGUGGUGUGGCCAGCUGCAUCGGUCUCCACACUCUGCAGUGACCUAUAACUGAACUGAACCACCAUCAGAGUCGCAAGUAUCGAACCGAAUCAGUAUGGAAUAACGGAUUACAAUAGAACUAAGGAUUCCCAACCAAGGAAUAUAGACAGUGUUCAAUUCAUUACUACCCAGCUCUUUUCACAGAAGUACCCCACGAUGUCUCGACACAGAGCGGCGUAGAUGUCGAGAUGGCGUGCUCUUUCCGCGGGGCAGGUUUGCCUUCCUCCUUGGAGAUCCAGUGGUGGUACGUCAAGGACCACCGGGACUGGCUUAAGGAGCCUCCUCAGAUCACAAACGAUGUCGUACCUUUGGAGAAGACCUUCAAAGACGCCACUAAAAUCAGUGUGGUGAAAGUGGCCGGCAGUAACAUUUCCCACAAGCUGCGCCUGUCCAGCGUCAAACCCUCCGACGAGGGCACGUACGAGUGCCGCGUCAUCGACUUCAGCGGCUCGGAGGUGCAGCACCACCGCGUCCGGGCCUACCUCCACGUGGAGCCCCAUCGAGGCCCCGGCGUCCGUCGGCCGGACGACGGCGAGGUCCGCCCGCAUAAGCACGACCGCCGUCACAGGAAAGCGGAGGAAUACUGACUGCGCGGCGUCUGCCAGUUAGCCUGCAUGUUGACGAGCGGCGAGGAGAGGCCGUCAUCUUCACUGUGAUGGUGAGGCGGCGUUCGCUGCGGCUUUGUACUUCCAUCUGCUCUGUAUGCUUUGUCAAUUCCAGGAAGGACUAUUAAGUCUGCACAUAAGUGUAUUCAUGCAUUGUGACAAUGUGAAUAGAGCCAUUUAGCAUUGUUGGAAUGUGUUGCAACGCUACAUGUGCAGAGGGAUGCACAAUAUACACAAAUAAUGACAUCCCUGCAAUAAAGGGGCUCUAUCUAUAAUUGUUGUCUUGUGAUAUUAAAUGCUUUCAUUUUGUCCAAAACCUUCACACGUUUUCCACAAAAGACAUGCAACAGUAACUCAAGUAUUUCUAGCAUGUUUUUUUUUAAUAUAACACAGAGCUCUCCAUGUGAAUGUGAUGGCAGUUUAAUAAAAACUUGCAUUGUG
Molecule: messenger RNA, 1377 nt
Organism: Entelurus aequoreus (snake pipefish)
Lineage: Eukaryota; Metazoa; Chordata; Actinopteri; Syngnathiformes; Syngnathidae
Gene: vstm2lb
Product: V-set and transmembrane domain containing 2 like
Exons: 5
Coding region: 520-918 (132 amino acids)
Source: RefSeq, a predicted model, not a curated record